GCCGGGUUGGAGUUUUGGCGGGUCCCGGUGAAGCGCGGGCAUGGCGAGAAUAUUUUUCCUUGAGGACUGCUGAAGAAAUCCUGGUGAAAUCAUGGAUGCUGAUGAUGACUUGGAUCUAUUGGCCUCCCUCCUGGAAGAAAGUGAGGCAACUGAGGAGAGGAAUUCUCCUGAGGAGGAAGAUGCUCCAGAGGAUGAGGGAGGAGAACCAGAUGAAUAUGAUGAGCUCUUUGAUGCAGAAGACGAUGCGUCCUACACGGAGGAGGUGGAUGCUGAGGACAGCCUGAUUGAUGAGCAGAAGGAGAACCUGGCUAUGCUGUUUGGAGAUGUAGAUGACCUGCUGGAAGAGGAGGAGGCAGCAGAGGAAACUGCCUCCACUUCAGCUCACAGUCAGGCAAAAGAGAAAACCAACGAAGAACUACAAGCUGAGCUGAGAAAAUUGCAAGAACAGAUGAAGACGUUACAGGAGCAGUUGCAAAACGCUACUAUUGGGCAGCAAUCCAGUUCAGGCCCUGAGAAGAAAACCCCUGGUAAAUCUCCCUGUUCACCCUUAAAGGAAAGGAAUGUUCAGAAGCUGCAAGAGUCACCGUGUUUCUCAGCCCAGCUGGGCAAUCCUUUACCUCCAGCCAAGCGAGGAAACCAGAAAUCAAAAGCAUCCUCAGCAGAGAAUAAGGCUCCUCCUCCACGGCAAGUCCUCAGUCUGGCAUUCCAGCCUCUCCAAUCUGCUGCGGGGAACGCACCCAGUAAGGUGACCAGAGAGAAGACUCCUCACACACCUACAUGCUCCAGUGCAACAACUCAGCCAGUGUCUGUGGAAACCUUCUCAGGACUGAGGUUAAGAAAACCCCGGGUGUCUUCAGCUGAAAUGGACAGGAAAAUGGCUAACAGGAAGCUCAUCCGACUGUCCCAGCUGAAGAGCAAACUUGCUGUAGAAAACCUGGAGGAAAUAGACUGGGUAACGUUUGGAGUCAUAGUGAAGAAGGUCACUCCUCAGAGCACAAAUAACGGCAGAACCUUCAGUAUCUGGCGGCUGAACGACCUACGGGAUCUCAAUCAGUGUGUCUCACUCUUCUUGUUUGGUGAUGUCCACAAAGAGCACUGGAAGACAGACCAAGGCACAGUCAUCGGGCUGCUUAAUGCCAAUCCUAUGAAGCCUAAAGAAGGCUCAGAUGAGGUGUGUUUGUCUGUUGACCAUCCACAGAAGAUCCUUCUCAUGGGUGAAGCUCUGGACAUGGGCACCUGCAAAGCCAGGAAGAAGAAUGGUGAUCCCUGUGCACAGAUUGUGAACCUGAAUGACUGUGAAUAUUGCCAGUAUCACAUCCAAUCCCAGUACAAGAAGCUCAGCUCCAAGCGGGCAGAUCUUCAGUCCACCUUCUCUGGUGGCCGCAUUCCCAAAAAGGUUGGCCGGAGGAAUCCCACUUUGAAGGAGAGGCUCUGUCAGGAUGGGUUUUACUACGGAGGAGUCUCUUCAACAGCAUAUGCAGCCUCAGUUGCAGCAGCUGCAGUGCCCAAAAGGAAGAUUCAAACCACUCUCUCCAAUCUGGUCGUGAGAGGAGUUGAUGCAAUUGUCCAGGAAACCAAGCAGAAAAUUGGUGCAGGAAAGAGACCCAUGCAGUGUUCAGAGGAAUUCAAGGAACUACUGGCACAGCCAACUUUUGGAGCACGAAACCUCUGCAAGCACUGGACCAAAGCAGAUGUUCAGAAGAAGCAAGAGCCCAAUAUCCAGCCUGUCUCUGCUUCUGCACUGCUCAAGCAACAGAAACAGAAGUUGCUGGAGGCCAGAAGGAAGCGAUCUGAAGAGAUUCAGAGGAGGUUUCUUCAGAGCACAAGUAAAGCCGGCAGCCCCGCUCCCCUGUCCUCCUCCAGACAGUCCUCGCUCCAUUCCCCAAUGCCUGGGGCAGAGUUUCCCAAAGCUGCCAAAAUGUCAAUUCCUCAAAGGCCCAGGCUGGGCACAGGCUUCUCAGAAGGAGAAGAUAUCCUCUUCUUUGAUGGGGCUCCUCCUGCUCCAAAACCAAAGCUAGACAGCUUGGCAGAAGCCAAAAAGCUGGCUGCAAUACACCGACUACGAGCAAAAGGGCAGGUUCUUGCUAAAACUGACCCAAACAACGUCAAGAGGAAACGAGCUGAUGAUGCUGAUGUCCUAGAAAUCAUUGACAGAGUUGAGAAGAACGUUGCUCAGCCACAAGGUACAGAAGCAGAGAAUGAUAUGAAUGAACUGGAGCCUGCCCAAAAGAAACGGCGUGAGCAGCUGGCCUAUCUGGAGUCAGAAGAGUUCCAGAAAAUCCUGAAUGCCAAGUCCAAGCACACAGAUGUCCUCAAAGAGGUUGAGGCUGAACUGCAGGAGCAAUACUUUCAGCCACUGGUGAAAAAGGAAGAAUUGGAAGAGAAGAUGAGGAGCAUUAAAGAAGUGAAAUGUCGAGUUGUGACGUGUAAAACGUGUAAUUACACCUAUUUCAAGCCUCUGGAGACGUGUGUCCAGGAUAACCAUGACUACCACUUCCAUGAUGCUGUCAAGCGCUUUUUCAAAUGUCCUUGUGGAAGCCGAGCUAUUUCCCUUCACAGGCUCCCAAAAAAGCCCUGCAGUACCUGUGGCCUCUUCAAGUGGGAGCGGGACGGGAUGCUGAAGGAGAAAAAGGGUCCGAAGAUUGGUGGAGAAACACUUCUACCACGAGGGGAGGAACACCCAAAAUUCCUCAGUAGUCUUAAGUGACCUGAAGUUGAUUGUUUUUUCCACACCCUAAGGCUGGAUUUCUGUGCCUAAGACAUACACUUCUUUACUGGAAUGCUGAGAGGAUUCUGGUUUUAGGGCUGAAUGAGCUGGGGAAUCAAUUCCUGAUGAGGAGGACAUCCACAAAGUCUCUACCAGGCCACUGGGUGGAUAUUCAGCUUUGAUCUUUUUAAAACUGAAUCAGGCUCCAUCUGAAACACACAUUGUGCCUGUUCUUUCUCACUCACAACUUGUUCCCAGGAUUUAACCUAGGAAAUAGACAUCUAGAGUGGAAUUUGUACCAAGAAAUCCCUGUCAAUCCCACAAGUUAUGCUGAAUGGCUGGUGUAGAGUGACCUCGCUAGAAUGUGAAGUGACAAAUCAUCAUGAACUGGGAGGACUGUAGGUUCCAUGAGCACUUGUGUGGUUAAUACUGUGGCGUGUAAAUGCCAGCCUGUCACAGUUGUUCAAUUGUUGGCCAAAAAGGGGUGUGAGAGGGUUGUAGGCACAGAGCAGUCUUCAUUGGCUCCAAAAUUACUCUCUUUGAACCCUUAAGAGCAGAUAUCAAACAGUUCCCAAGAGGUCUCCUUGGUUUAUGUGUUAAAACCCCCUCCAGUGGCUUUGGCAUUGCCACCCAGUGGUGUUUACACUGCAGACUAGUGGGAGCUCUUUGGAAACCCCUUUCCCUAUCACACAGCCCAUAGUGAGUCUCCACCACCAUCCACACUACAGCAUCUUCAUGGCUGAAACUUGCAGCUCCCACUUUGGAAAGCAUUUUAAUGACUCUGGCCCUGGUUUGUGAGUGGUUUUAAAGAGCUGAGCAAUUACAUUUAAUACCUUUUACCUGGGUUUUGGCAUUUUAAAUUGUCCUGAAAUCUUUCCAGUCAUGGCCAAAGGGUGGCUCCUGAGAAGGGUUGUCUUCAUACAGGUGUUCUUCUGCAAGCACAUCACUGUAAGGAUGGAGACCUGGGGUGUUUGGCUUGUCUUGGACCUGAUCCUUCUGCUGCCCCAUAGGAUCAUAGGGUAUUUUUUAGAGCCUAAAACCAGGAGUACCUCAGUGAUUUGGUGAAACUGCCACCAACAGUCUCACAUGUCCCAGUGGCCUUGUUGGUACCUCUUCUGUUUGCUUCCACAGCAGCUGAAGAGAAAUAAGUUGCUUUAUUUGAAGCAGCUGAACAGGUUUACCUCAGUGUUCUGGUGCUUCUGCUGGGCACCCUGGCCCAGCACAUUGCAUUCAUGUCACUACCAGUUGGUGAGUGGGGUGUCACUGGUAGGUGACUUAACACGUAACUGUGGCAUUGCUUGGCAAUGGCUCCUGUUGAUUCCUCAUUCAGAAUAAACAGAGCGCGCAAUAAAAGGCUCCCUGGGUUUGCA
Messenger RNA from Strigops habroptila (Kakapo), 4077 nucleotides. It is a transcript of the gene MCM10, whose product is annotated as minichromosome maintenance 10 replication initiation factor. The record is from RefSeq and is a predicted model, not a curated record. Lineage: Eukaryota; Metazoa; Chordata; Aves; Psittaciformes; Psittacidae. The coding region runs from base 92 to 2707 and encodes 871 amino acids. Gene Ontology annotation, molecular function: single-stranded DNA binding; DNA replication origin binding. Gene Ontology annotation, biological process: DNA replication; DNA replication initiation. The transcript is spliced from 20 exons. Gene Ontology annotation, cellular component: replication fork protection complex; nucleus.